UCUAAAAUUAACCAUUUGUAUACACAGAGAAAAAAAUAUGCGUAGGAAUCUCCCAAAUAUCAUCAUUCGCCGAAUGUAAAUAAAUAUUUGACAUUUAACUGUGCACAGCAAUUGGAGUGAAAAGUUUCUAGCCUCCAAUUUACCCGGUUGUUUAAUUCGCAAAUUAGCAGAGUGCACUUUGUUUCGUUUGAUGGGAAACUGUUUGACUUUUGGUUUAUAUGUUAAAAUUUUCAUUUAAAUCUAAAAUUUCAAAAAAAAGAACCCAUCAAGAAAAACCGUUGUGCCCACAAGACUAGACUUCAAAAGAUAAAGGUUUACCUACCUACGUAUUUUUGUUAUAAAAAUCACUCAAGUUGGAAGUUAUAAAUCUUUCGAAAAGAAGAGUCGAAAUAAUUUUCUUGGGCAAAUUAAAGGAAUCGGUCAUAUAAUCAUCAUCCAUUUUUCUUCGAAAUAAAAAGAAAUCACAACAAAAACGAAUAUUCCAAAUAACUUUUGAGUCGGUCUAACUGAGAAAAAAAUAUGAGGCAGAAGCUUCAAAAAUUCGUUUCAUCAGCACAAAGAAAAGAAACGCUGACACAUGGGAAUUUGUUGAAAAAUUGAGGGAGGUUUGAAAGAAAAUUGCCUGCUUUUUUUCAUCAUUUUAUCGAGCUCAUUUGGAAUGUUGUGCCCAUUGAAUCAAGUUAAAAUAUAAAACCGCAGACAGUUUGACUAGUUUUUUCACCAUUUUCGGUGUUGUGUAUAUUUCUAGACUAAAAAGUGUGCUAUCAUUUGGUCUGUAUGAUAAAAAAAAGCAGCCAUUCAAUAGCUCAGCAGUUGGAAUUGAUGAUUAAGCUAUGUCGAGAUUACGUUAUUGGAAUUAUGAUAAUGCGUGUUAACAUUGUUUGCCCACUAGCGAAUCGGAGAGACAAGAAAAAAAUUAAUAAUCGUAUCGAACGUGACAAAUUGACCCGGAACAUAAACAAUUUAAAUGUCCCCGAAAUAAACACACGAUUUGCGAUAAUCACACCAAUAAUAAAUUCAACGUUAUGGAAAUUUGCACAUGCCAAAAAAUAAAGUAAAUUAUCCAUGCUCGAAAUGACUCAAUACACGGACACACACAUACCAAAAUAAAAUUCGAAUGGAAAAUUUGCUGAGCUUCGCACUUCUGACUAAUGGCGUGAUGCGUACGCGAUCUAAAUUCCAAAGACGAGCGGGUACGCUAUUCCGUGAAAAAUGAAAACAUCGUGCGGUCGGAGCGCAAAACAAUAAAUGAUAAACAAAACGCUCAUUUUUGUGCUUUUGAAAAUAAAUGAAUUUUCAGUUUGCGACAUUAAUAAUGUUAUUCAAAAUAUACAAUAAAUCACAACAACGGCAAUAAUUAUUGUGUUAUCUGUACAUCAAAAUGUACGAGCGCAUUUAAUUUGCACAAAACAACCACACUACUAGUCUAUAUCUAUCUAUGUGAUUUAGUGUGUGUGUGUGUGUGUGUGUGUAAUUUUGCUGUUAUUCCAUUCGCAAUUAUUUCCUGUUGAAGCGCACGUAAAAUUUUCUGUCGACUUGAAAUUCAAAAACACGACACAUUCAUAGAGGCUCUUUAAAAGGAAACGAAGUGGAAAUGAAGCUGCCACGAUUGUCAAACAUUCAAUCCAUCAGCGAAAAGGUGGAACCGGGAACAAAAUUCAAAGAUACCGGACGCUGGCGAGAUUUGACUGCCUACUGGAUUUUAGGAUUAUGUAAUAAUUACGGAUAUGUGGUGAUGUUGAGUGCAGCGCACGACAUCAUUGCCAGAUUUAAUUCAGAUGAUCAUGCAACCUCAAAACCAGACUAUCAAAAACCAGAGAAUGAACGAUAUUGUCAAAUCAUGUCAACCGGUGCUAUUCUUUUGGCAGAUAUUCUUCCGUCGCUGGUAGUUAAAGCGUGUAGUCCGUUCUUACCAUUCUAUGUAAAUGUUCGAAUUUUUCUCGCUUGUUUCAUGCAAUGCGCUGGAUUUUUAUUAGUUGCUUAUGCCGACAGUACUGCAAUGGCGAUCUCAGGUGUUGUUUUGACAUCGCUCAGUUCAGGUCUCGGUGAAGCGUCAUUCUUAUCAUAUUCAUCAAAGUUCCAUAAAAAUGUGAUAUCGACAUGGUCGUCAGGAACGGGAGGAGCAGGAAUUUUCGGAAGUUUCUCGUAUGCAGCUUUAAUUUCGAUUGGCAUUUCGCCAGUCAAUACAAUGUUAUUAAUGUUAAGUGUGCCGUUAAUGGAGGGGGCAGCUUUUUGGGUACUGUUACGUAACCCAUGUACGAUUCCCAAACGAGAUUCAGAAGCGGAGUUCAGAACAUCACCAGACGAUCAAGAAGCCGCAGUUGAAACGAAGCAAGCCAAACUUACGCUCAGCGAAAAGAUUCGCUAUGUGCCUUCAUUAUUCAAGUAUAUGAUUCCAUUGUCGCUGGUGUAUUUGUUUGAAUAUUUCAUCAAUCAAGGAUUGUUCGAAUUGGUUUACUUCAAAAAUAUUGAAAAUUGGUUGGACCAACCGGCACAGUACCGAUGGCUGCAAGUUGACUAUCAAAUCGGUGUGUUCAUCAGUAGAUCGUCGGUCAAUGUGGUAAAAAUCGACAAGAUUUGGUUGAUGGCAGUGUUCCAACUGAUAAAUGUGGGCAUUUUCCUCACUGAAGUGAUAACAUUCUUCACACCAUCGAUUUGGAUCGUGUUCGGCAUCGUAUUUUGGGAAGGAUUGCUCGGCGGUGGCGCUUACGUCAAUACAUUCUAUCGAAUGUCCAAAGAAAUUCCUGAAGAUAAACGUAAUUUUGCGCUCGGUGUUGUACCCGUUGCCGAUGCAAUUGGUAUUGCUCUUGCCGGCGUCUUUGCAAUGCCCGUUCACAAUGAAUUGUGCCGAUUGCCAAUGCCAUCCCGAGGAUAAACCAGAUUAACUUUGUUUUAAGUAUAUAAGUAGCAUUAUUUUAUUUUCCCUGUUGUAUUUAUCAACGAAAACAUUUUUUUUUCUGCCUAGAUUUAAGUAGGUCGUACAAUAUUUUAGACAUAAGUGUUAUUGCGAAAAACAGAAUGAAGUGAAGUGUUUAGAGCUGCAGCUUUUUUCACACAACACACAAACAACGCAUCGAAAAGACUAAUUGUAUAUUGUUAUUGUUCCAUUUUGUGUGUGUAUCGCGAAGUGAUCGAAUUUAAUAGCUCAGUAGAUGUUAAACGUGAGAGUAUUAUCAUAAGUGAGAUGUAUUAUAUAUACGAUUUUAUCGAGUCAAGCAAUAAAUUGGCAUAUUUUGGCCACCACUCAGAAUAUACGCACAAAA
Messenger RNA from Sitodiplosis mosellana (orange wheat blossom midge), 3263 nucleotides. It is a transcript of the gene Cln3, whose product is annotated as battenin. NCBI's taxonomy places the organism in Eukaryota, Metazoa, Arthropoda, Insecta, Diptera, Cecidomyiidae. The coding region runs from base 1595 to 2875 and encodes 426 amino acids. The record is from RefSeq and is a predicted model, not a curated record. Gene Ontology annotation, biological process: regulation of intracellular pH; lysosome organization. Gene Ontology annotation, cellular component: membrane; lysosome. The transcript is spliced from 8 exons.